AUGCGUUUCCCCGUCGCCGCGCUCCUCGCGGCGCUCUUCGCGCUCGAGGCCGCCGCUGCGCCCAUCGCGUUCAUGGCCGGUGCCGGUGCCGCGGAGGGCGACCUUGUGGCCCGCCAGGCGAAGAAGGCCGCCGCCAAGCCCAAGGCCGCGCCCAAACCCGCCGCGCCGAAGCCCGCUGCGAAGAAGGCUGCGGCCCCCGCGAAAAAGGCCGCUGCUGCGCCCAAGAAGGACGCAAAGGCGCCGGCCGCUAAGAAGGCCGCUAAGGCCCCUGCUGCUAAGAAAGAUGCUAAGGCCCCCGCUGCUAAGAAGGAUGCUAAGGCCCCCGCCGCUAAGAAAGACGCUAAAGCCCCCGCCAAAGCCGCCAAGAAGGACGCGAAAGCGCCCGCUGCUAAGAAAGACGCCAAGGCCGCGAAGAAGGACGCCAAAGCUCCUGCUGCGAAGAAGGAUGCUAAGACCCCCGCUGCUAAGAAGGAUGCCAAAGCCCCCGCCAAAGCCGCCAAGAAGGACGCCAAAACCCCUGCUGCUAAGAAAGACGCCAAAGCGCCCGCCGUUAAGAAGAACGCGAAGGACGCCAAGGCCCCCGCUAAAGCCGCCAAGAAGGACGCCAAAGCCCCCGCCAAAGCCGCAAAGAAGGAUGCUAAGACCCCUGCUGCUAAGAAGGACGCCAAGGCCCCCGCCAAAGCCGCCAAGAAGGACGCUAAGGCUCCCGCCGCCAAGAAAGACGCCAAAGCUCCCGCCGCGAAGAAGAACGCCAAGGACGCCAAAGCUGCGCCCAAGGUCGCUGCUAAGAAGGGCGAUGCCAAGAAGGGUGCUGCCAAGGCCGCCAAGAAGGAUGCCAAAGCGCCCGCUGCUAAGAAAGACGCCAAGGCCGCCAAAGCCGCGAAGAAGGACGUGAAAGCGCCCGCUGCCAAGAAGGACGCAAAGGCCGCCAAAGCUGCCAAGAAAGACGCGAAGGCCCCCGCCGCAAAGAAAAACGCCAAGGACGCCAAAGCCUCGAAAGCCGUCAAAUCCGCUGCCCCCAAGGCCUCGAAGGCUGCCAAAGCCCCCAAGGCCGCGAAGUCCGCUGUCGCUAAGGACGCGAAGGCAGCCAAGGGCAAGGCCGCUAAGGAUGCGAAGGCAGUCAAGGGCAAGGCCGCUAAGGAUGCCAAAGCGGUAAAGGGCAAGGCUGCCAAGGACGCCAAAGCCGCCAAGGGCAAGGCCGCUAAGGAUGCCAAAGCCGCCAAGGGCAAGGCUGCUAAGGCUGCUAAGGGCGCGAAGGCGUCGAAGGCUGCCAAGUCCGCCGUCGCAAAGGCUACCAAGUCCGCCAAAGCUGCCAAGGCCGCCAAAUCCGCCGUCGCGAAGGACGCUAAGGCCGCAAAGGGCAAGGCGUCCAAGGCCGCCAAAGCCACCAAGUCCGCGAAAGCUGCGAAGGCUACCAAGUCGGCGAAAGCUGCGAAGGCGAGCAAGGCCGCUAAGGCUUCCAAGGCCGCGAAGUCGGCACGUGCGUCCACAGCUGUCAACACCGCUGCGCCCACUGACCCCGCCGCCGCCGCGUCUGCUGCUCCCCCGGCCAUCACCGAGCCCCCCGUCGACCCCAACGCCGCUGCUGCUGGUGCCGCUGCCGGCGCUGCUGUUCCCCCUGUUGACCCCGCUGCCGGUGCUCUCCCCCCUGUUGACCCCGCGACCGGUGCCGGUGCCGCCAUCGACAACGCUGCUGGCGCGAUCGGCGCUGGGAUCGGCGCUGGUGCUAUUGACCCCAUCGUCGGUGCUGGAGCUGGCGUCGACACUGGGCUCGGCGCUGGGAUCGGAGCCGGCGCUGUUGACCCCACGAUAGGAGCGGGUGCGGUUGUUGACCCCGUUGGUGGUGCCGGUGUUGUAGACACUGGCGCUGUCGCCGCGCCCCCCGUUGACACUGGCGCUGGUGUCGUGGACGCCGGCGCCGCUGCUGGAAUCGGAGCUGGUGCUGGAGCUGGUGUUGUCGACACUGGCGCUGCUGCGGCCGCUCCUCCCGCUGCCGUUGACACUGGCGCUGUCGCUGCUCCCCCCGCUGCUGCCCCCGUCGAUACUGCCCCGAUUGACAACGCACCCAUCGACACUGCUCCCAUUGACGUCGCUCCAGUUGACACUGCUCCCAUUGACGUCGCCCCCAUCGACACUGCCCCCAUUGACGUCGAACCCGUUGACGUCGAACCCGUUGACGUUACCCCAGUUGACGUCGCCCCAGUUGACACUGGCGCUGAUGUCGUUGCUCCUCCCCCCGCUCCCGCUGCCCCCGCCCCGGCCAAGAACACCAAGGCCGCGGCCCCCAAGGUGAACACCGGCGCUAACACCGGCGCCGCCGCUCCCGCGUUCCCCGACCCGACGUUCCCCGACCCCACUUUCAACGACCCCGCCUUCAACGACCCCGCGUUCAACGACCCGACCUUCGGCGUCGGAGCUGGCGCUGGCGUCGGCGCUGAUGUUGCGACUGGCACCGGCUCGACCGCAGCCAAGAUCGGCGGCGCGAUCGGCGGUGUUAUCAGCAACGCGGGCAAGGGCAUCAUCGACGGCAUCAUCAACGGCGGUGGUGUCGGGCUCGGCCUGAACGGCGCGGGCGUCAACACUGGCAACGCCAUCGGAAACGCGAUCGGCGGCAUCAUCGGCGGUGCUGGAGUUGGCUCCGGCGUCGGUGUCGGUUCUGGCAUCGUUGACCCCAACGCUGGACUCGGCGUUGGUGGUGGAUUCGAUAACACCGGCCUCGGCGCUGGUAUCGGCGCGGGCAUUGACAACACCGGCCUCGGUGCUGGUGUCGGCGCUGGAAUCGACAACAUCGGCGCUGGAGCUGGAGCUGGCACUGUCGGCACUGGUGCGAUCGCCGGUGGCGGAAACGUCGUUGACAUCAACAUCAACAACAACGCUGGUGCGGACGUUACCGUCGAUGGUGAUGCGACUGUCAUCAACAACGCCGGUGCUGGCGAGCCUGGCAUCGACGGAACUGUCGCUGGCGAGACUGGCAUCGACGGGACUGUCACUGGUGUUGAGGGCGAGCAGGUCGUUGAUGGCGAACAGAUCGUUGACGGAGAGCAGAUCGUUGAUGGCGAGCAAGUCGUUGACGGCGAGCAGGCUGGUGUCGAGGGCGAGGAGAUCACCCCCAUCGACAACGCUGCUGCUGCUGGCGACGCGACCGGCGUCGAAGGCGAAGCUGGCGUCGAAGGCGAGGCUGUUGUUGAGGGUGAAGCCGAGAUCACCGGCGAUGAGCAGAUCGUCGGGGGCGAAGCGCUCCCAGAGUCCAUCGAGGACGUCACCGCCAUCAACAACGCGUCCAACAACGCCAUCGCCAUCGGCGAACCCUCCCCCGUCGUUGAGGGCGAGCCUGCCCCGGUUGAGGGUGAGGAGCUGACCGAGAUCACCGGCGAUGAGCAGAUCGUCGACGAGGCUGGCGCUGUCGAGGGCGAGGUCGUCGAGGGCGAAGCGCUCCCCGAGUCCAUCGAGGACGUCAACGCCAUCAACAACGCGUCGAACAACGCCAUCGCCAUCGGCGAGCCGUCCCCCGUCGCUGAGGGCGAGCCUGCCCCCGUCGAGGGCGAGGAGCUCACCGAGGAGGUCGUUGAUGAGGCUGGCGCUGACGAGAUCGUCGACGAGUCUGAGAUCGUCGAUGAGGAAAUCGUCGAGCCCGAAGUCGUCGAGCCCGAGGUCGUCGCGCGCGCCUACUCGCGUUUCUUCCGCUUCUAA
Mycena indigotica is the source of this 3690-nucleotide messenger RNA. RefSeq lists its product as uncharacterized. The transcript is spliced from 12 exons. The coding region runs from base 1 to 3690 and encodes 1229 amino acids. The record is from RefSeq and is a predicted model, not a curated record. NCBI's taxonomy places the organism in Eukaryota, Fungi, Basidiomycota, Agaricomycetes, Agaricales, Mycenaceae.